AUGAGCGGACGGUCUGGCUGAGGCGUGCGCGGGGCCCGAUCCUCCGCUAUAACCGGGGGAGGCGGACGCGGAGCAGCCGCCAUUGUGUUUAUAGGGGGAGGGGAGCAGGCGCCAUGUUCUUCAUCGAGAUGACGGCGGUCGGGGGGAGCUGUGAGCCCGCGCACCCCGCGUCCUCUCCCCGGUUCUGCAGCCCAUCAUUGCUCCCGGUUUCCCCGGUGUUUUUAUUUUAUUUAUUUUAUAUUUUUUUUAAUUUGUGGUUCUAUCCUCAUUCCCCCCCCUCACGUCUCCCCCCGCGCAGGCGCAAAUCCCGCCCAGUGUCUCCGGCCGUUUAAAAGAUGCUGCGGCCGCUGAUUGGCUGAUCCAGGCCCCGCCCACCGAACGUUGCCUCUUUGUUUUGUGUUUUCUUCUCCCGCUUUUAUCUGGUCGCUGAUUGGCUGGAUUUUCAGCGCUCGGGCUGUGAUUGGCUGCAGGUACACGUGAUUCACCAUGCCCAUCCGACGCUCUGUCAACUCCUCCAGCCAGGAAGCUGCGCCGAAAAACCGCCCCGCCGAGAGCGAGGACAAGAAAAAAGAAGAGGCCGAUGCCAGCUCCGAGGAGUCCGCGUCCACCGGAGAGGAGCAAGAGACCGAAACGCCCCCCGCAACCUCCAGCGAGACGGAGCAGGUGAAGGAGUCCGAUGCCAACGAGGAGAAGAAGGCCGACGGGGCGGACGGCGAGGAGGCCAAGAAGGAUGGUGACAAGGAGCAGUCCAAAGAAAAGGAGAAGAAGGUGAAGAAGACCAUUCCGGCGUGGGCCACCCUGUCUGCCAGCCAGCUCGCCCGGGCGCAGAAACAGACCCACAUGUCGUCCUCUUCACGCCCCAAGAUGGACGAAAUUCUGACUGAAGCCAUCAAGGCGUGUUUCCAGAAGACGGGGGCCUCCGUCGUGGCAAUCCGAAAAUACAUCAUCAGCAAGUACCCUUCCCUAGAUCUGGAGAAGAGGGGAUACCUUCUCAAGCAGUCCUUAAAGAGAGCGCUGCAGAGAGGAAACAUCCGCCAGAUCAAGGGGAAAGGAGCCUCCGGCAGCUUCGUCGUGGUCUCCAACUCCUCCAAAUCUGCAUCAAAGUCCAGAGACAAGAAGAAGAGCAGCACCCCGGCAGCAGACCAACCCAACGUCAAACUGGAAGACAUCCUGCCGCUGGCAUUCACCAGACUGUGCGAGCCCAAGGAAGCUUCCUACAGCCUCAUCAAGAAGUACGUGUCGCAGUAUUACCCCAAGCUGAAGGUGGACGUCAGGCCUCAGAUGCUGAAGAACGCUCUGCAGAGGGCCGUGGAGAAGGGCCAGUUGGAGCAGAUCACAGGAAAAGGAGCAUCCGGCACAUUCCAGCUGAAACGAGCAGGAGAUAAACCCCUUCUAAGCGGAGGCGUUUUCGAGGACGCCAUCCUGUCCGCCAUCACAGCGAUGAACGAGCCCAAGACCUGCUCCACCACUGCCAUCAAGAAGUAUGUGCUGGAGAACCAUCCUGGGGUGAACUCCAGCUUUCAGGUUCACCUUCUGAAGAGAACCCUGCAGAAGUGCGAGAAAAAUGGCUGGAUGGAGCAGAUCUCUGGGAAGGGAUUCAGUGGCACGUACCAGCUCAGCUUUCCAUAUUACCCGAGUCCCUAUGUGCUGUUCCCAGACAAGGCAGCUGAGGAAGAAGAGGAAGAGUCUGACAAUGAAUCAGAAGAGGAGGAGGAGGAAGAAGAGUCUGAAGAAGAAUCUGAGGACGAGGAGCCACCUCCAAAGAGAAGGAUGCAGAAGAAGGCGGCUCCUUCUAAAUCUAGGUCCAGAGCCCCUCCACCCAAACCCAAGAAGAGCGCUCCAGCCCCCCGAGGGAAAGCAAAGAGUGCCCCCAAAAAGGCUCCUCCACCACCACCCCCUAAAGCGAAGAAGGGAAAAGCUGCUUCCCCACCUCCUCCCCCUGCCAAAAAACCAGCCAGCCGGGGCUCCAAGAAGGCCGCACCCGCAAAGAAAGCCGCAAAGCCUGCGGCAAAAGGCAAGUCCAGCCAGAGGAAAUCGCUGCGGUCCAGGAAGUGAAGCGUAGACCACGGAGAUGGCGGCACCUCAAGACAACAGCCGGGGGAGAGAAACCAUUCCAGUGGUUUGAUUUCCAGGAAAAGCGACUUUUCUAAAGUUGUUUGUUCAGUUUCUCCUUUUUUUUUUUUUCCCCUCUUCCUGUUUGAGUUCAGAGAUGGUGCAGCAUUCACACAUCUGUUUUUUGGUAUAGCAGUAGCCGCUGUGCACCCCCUCCCCACCCCCACAACCCCCCCCCUCCUCGUCCUCUGACCGAAAAACCAGCAAAUGGUCCAUUUCAGUUUCUUUUUAUAUAUAUAUAUUUUUUUUCCAAAUGGUUUCCUGGUUGUGUAAAUGCUAAAAGAAUUGAAAUCAAUGUCAAUGUUUAACCAUUUGUUUCAUUAUUUAAAAUGAACGUCGAGUCCCUUUUGCUGCAGGAAAUCCCUUUUUUUUUAUUUUUUGGUUUUUAUUGCGUAGAGAAAGAUGAUGCGGCUGGGAGCGAGAUAAGGAUCCGUUAGUUGCUUUCCAGAUACAUCAUUACGAUGGUGCUGACUUAGUGCUGUGUAGGAUACAGAAUAUAAAUCUGAGCCCCUUCCACCAUCAGACGAGCCGUUUAGCUAGGCCCACGCAACCCCCCCCCGGGGAUGAGGGUCUCUGACCUCUGACCCAUCUUCCUUCCGGCAUGUUGUAACGGAGGAGCAGAGUUGCGCUGUCGCCUCUUGCAAUACGUUGCGCGAGACAUGGCUUCCAUCAGACAUGCCCGGUGCGUCGCACCCUCGGCUAGAUCGGCAUCUGUAGGUCUUACACGUGAGUGACUAGACGUAGCAUGUUGUACAGAAAUCCAACUUUUUAUUUUUUCUUCUUUUUAAACCGAUUGUGUCUUUAUUUUAAUGUUUUGCCAUUUUGUAAAGAUUUGGGUGAGGAUAGACAAAGUGAACCAAUGGGUAUUCUGCUGUUUGCUACAAUAAAAGACUAGAUUCUGCUAGUAA
Molecule: messenger RNA, 3020 nt
Organism: Hyla sarda
Lineage: Eukaryota; Metazoa; Chordata; Amphibia; Anura; Hylidae
Gene: HP1BP3
Product: heterochromatin protein 1 binding protein 3
Exons: 12
Coding region: 487-2055 (522 amino acids)
Biological process (GO): nucleosome assembly; heterochromatin organization
Cellular component (GO): nucleus; chromosome; nucleosome
Molecular function (GO): nucleosome binding; DNA binding
Source: RefSeq, a predicted model, not a curated record